Ornithodoros turicata is the source of this 2260-nucleotide messenger RNA. RefSeq names its product small ribosomal subunit protein mS39-like. The transcript has 27 exons. Gene Ontology annotation, biological process: mitochondrial translation. Bases 16 to 2202 code for a protein of 728 amino acids. Gene Ontology annotation, cellular component: mitochondrion. The record is from RefSeq and is a predicted model, not a curated record. NCBI's taxonomy places the organism in Eukaryota, Metazoa, Arthropoda, Arachnida, Ixodida, Argasidae. Gene Ontology annotation, molecular function: ribosomal small subunit binding; rRNA binding; protein binding.
GCUUUGACGCUAAAGAUGACAAACUCUUUGCACAAAAUCGCCAUGCAUGAGAAUAUCAGGGCGACCAACUGUAUACAUUUGCUAGGAAUAAUAAGCCAUGCGACGUGUGCACCAGCACAGUUCAAGCACGAGAAGUUUCGGAGGAUUCCUCCGGCAAUCGACAUCAAAUACAUAAUGGCGGCGCGCAGUAUUUUUACUCGCCGGGAAUACCUCGGCAGCAAAAACGUAAAUUAUUUUAUCAGAUGCUGCGUUCGCAACGCUUCAUCUGCAAACGAGACUGCGACUGCUUCUUCUCAAAUCCAGUCACAGCCGAUUUCCGACGGUCCCAUCAUCAUUCCGAAGAGGAUUCACCGGGGGCCAACGGACAUUCUCAAAGCAUUAGCGUCAACUGUAACGAACAAGGACUACACCGCACCGCACUUCAAAUAUCAUGAUGAUCCGUUCUUCAUCCCAGCAAGCAACGUUGCAAAAAGAACCUAUGCACUUGCUAAAGAAUCUGGAAAAAAGGCAGCGAAGUACUUUUUGGAGAAGUACCCGGACAGCUUCAAGCAUAACCCGGCAGAGCCAAACAUUGAGGCAUUCAACCCAAAGCCAAAGUAUACUGCUGAAAGCGAGGUUAGCGAAGAAGACCUGAAGCACCUAAUUGAUGCAGUAGAUGUGGAGAAUGCAUCCACAGUGUACAAUAACCUGAAAUCGAAAGGAACAAGUAUUACGCCGGAAACCACGCAGUCACUUCUGGAACUUCUCUGCUUCUACAACUGCAACCCAGUCCUGGAUGAGGACCUCACAGAGGAACGCUGGCAUAGGCAACUUGCCCCAAGAGAAACUAGGAAGACAUGGAAAGAUGGUGGCCUUGCUGAGGAAAUCUUCAACAGCAUGGAAAACAAAGACAGUAGAGCAUACUCUGCACUUGUCCAGGGAAUGGCAAAGUAUUUCCAGGUGGAUCGAGCCUAUGCAACGUUUAAAGAAAUGCAAGAGAAGGGCUUGAAACCGUCCCUGGAAGCUUACAACGGCCUUCUGAGCCUGGUUCCUUUCCUGAAAGAAGGCUAUGAGCAGCGCUGGAGCCUCACGAAAGAACUGCUGGAAGGCAUACAGAAGGACGGCCUCAAGCCUAACAUCACAACAAUGAACAACGUGCUGGACACUGUCUCCAAGUUCGGAGCUUCCCCAUCAGCGAGGCAGUAUGCCUUGCAAGUGUUUGGGGAAAUGAAGCACUUGGGAAUAGAACCAAGCCUUGCCAGCUACUACUACCUCCUGGUCAUCUUCUGUAAAACACGAGGAGGAUCUCAGAGCAAUAUCCUGCACAGCAUUAUAAACGAGCUGGAGAAUAAAGACUUUACCAUCAAGGAUCCCAAGGAUGUAUACUUCUUCGUGAGCGCCAUGGAUGUGUGUCACAACUAUCUCUUGGACAAAGACCUCGCUUACAGAAUCCACGCUCUACUUAACUAUGGUCAAAACUACAGCAUGAUCGGUGAUGCAUUCAAAGAGUCUAUUUACUACCAGCAUUUCUUCAAGCUGCUCUGCUCGACAGAAAGCAUUCACACAUUCUUCGAGCUCUACGAUAAAUAUGUUCCAAAUAUCUACACACCCGAACCCAGCGUCGUCUGCGAAAUUAUUGAAGCCAUCGACCUCAACGACGCCCUGGAAUACAUUCCACAGCUUUGGUCAGAUAUCAUCAUCUUCAACCACUACGAGCGAGAAAAUGUUAUCAAGGGAAUGCUGAGCGUGAUGGCAAAAGGCAAACGGGAAGCGCAGCUUCAAGAGCAGUUCGCAACCAUAGUCUCAGACAUCAGGGAACGCUGCGUCAAGGAAGAAGACAGCGGAAGAAGAUUCCUUCGAACAAUCCAGUGGACCGGUCAGAUGCUGGGCGACAUGAUGACCGUCUACCUCAACGCAGAGGACAAGCUCGCGGAGGCUUGGGAAGUCAUGAUGAAGCUGGACAAAGAACAACACAAGAUACUGGGCUACCCAGAGCAGGGAUGUUUGAAGCACUUCUGUAGAGUCUGUCUCGAAAGGUCUCAACAGGACAGAGCAGUCUUCUGUGCAAAAUAUGCUGCCGAGAUAGGACUAACAGACGUAGGACAGUUCCUGAUGCAACCCGAAAACAUCGAAAAGCUCUCGGACGAGUCAAAGGAGGCACUGAAGGAAAUCCUGGAUUUUCCAACCCUGACUGGAGAGCCGGAACCGAAGAAGUCUGAAUAGAAGUGCGUGUUUAUAGUUGUAAAAUACUGUUAGAUAAUAAAAGGUAACAAAAAAAUUG